Molecule: messenger RNA, 513 nt
Organism: Pelobates cultripes (western spadefoot toad)
Lineage: Eukaryota; Metazoa; Chordata; Amphibia; Anura; Pelobatidae
Source: the annotation of a GenBank genome assembly
AUGGAGGAUUCAGAGGAUCUUUCUGAUCCUGAUUAUAAAAUUACUGAUGGAGAAGAUGCUAAUCUCGCAUGGGAUACAGGUUCUAUUAAACCUACCAAGACUGAGUUAGAUCACGCGGCCUCAGGCAAUACUGAUAGGAUCUUGGACCCUCAAGGUGAACCCCUAUUCGAACCUGACGACCUAUGUCAACCAGUGGUCUCCUCAGACCACAUAGCCAAGUAUAUUGCAUCUAGAGUACACAAGCCUUUUGAAAAGGCAAACCAAAAUAAAUUGUCGGCUGAAUGCCCACGCCGAACAGUCCCUGAUGACGCAUGUAAAACGCUAUCAGUCAAUCCUAAAAUCAUUCAAUUCCAGAGUAAGACAGGAUGGAAGCCUAUUAAAGGCUUACAUUUUUCAUUGCAAAACUGUCAGGGCAUCUUGGGCCCAGCAGAAAAGAUUUUUGAAGCAGUAGAGGAUGAUUUAGAAUUAGAUUACACCACCUUAAGUAGUUGGAUCCAGAGAGUAAUCUGUUAA